This is a messenger RNA of Arabidopsis lyrata subsp. lyrata, 1790 nucleotides long. RefSeq names its product truncated transcription factor CAULIFLOWER A. Gene Ontology annotation, biological process: positive regulation of transcription by RNA polymerase II. Lineage: Eukaryota; Viridiplantae; Streptophyta; Magnoliopsida; Brassicales; Brassicaceae. The coding region runs from base 372 to 1109 and encodes 245 amino acids. The transcript is spliced from 9 exons. The record is from RefSeq and is a predicted model, not a curated record. Gene Ontology annotation, molecular function: DNA-binding transcription factor activity, RNA polymerase II-specific; protein dimerization activity; RNA polymerase II cis-regulatory region sequence-specific DNA binding. Gene Ontology annotation, cellular component: nucleus.
GUACGAUUAAAACCAGCAAUUGGGUUAAUUAUUAACUUCAUUCACUGAUAAUUAUAAUUUAUCGUCAAGACUAUUUCGGACACAAACACAUAAAUACUUGUUUUCUGCUCUCACUUUCCCUAAAUGUAUCAUUUGAUACUUUCUCUUUUUUCUUCCAUAUGCCUUUUGUGUGUAUAUAUAUAUGUAUAUGAAUAAGCUCACAAAAAUAGAAAAAUAAAUCCAAUCUUGGCGUAAUUUCUCAUCAAACUCUACUUUUCUUCUUUUUAAGAAAAUCUAGGGUUUCUUCUUCUUCUUCUUCUGUGGUCAAAGUUCCAAGUUCUUCUUUUAGCUCUCUCUUUGGUUUCCAAGAAAUCUGUGAAGAAUUUGUAGAUAUGGGAAGGGGAAGGGUUCAGCUACGGCGGAUCGAGAACAAGAUAAGGAGACAAGUGACAUUUUCAAAGCGAAGAACUGGUUUGGUUAAGAAAGCUCAAGAGAUCUCAGUGUUAUGUGAUGCUGAUGUUGCUUUGAUUGUCUUCUCCCCCAAAGGAAAGCUCUUUGAGUACUCUGCUGGUUCCAGCAUGGGGAGAAUUCUUGAUCGAUAUGAGAGAUCUUCCUACGCCGGUCAAGAUAUUCCUACACCAAAUUUGGAUUCACAGGGAGAGUGUUCAACAGAAUGUUCAAAGCUCUUGAGGAUGAUUGAUGUCAUGCAAAGAAGCCUAAGACACUUAAGAGGAGAAGAGGUGGAUGAUCUAAGCAUCAGAGAGCUUCAAGGUUUGGAGAUGCAACUUGAUACUGCCCUCAAGAAAACUCGCUCUAGAAAGAACCAGCUCAUGGUAGAGUCCAUAGCACAGCUUCAGAAAAAGGAGAAGGAACUAAAAGAACUGAAGAAACAGCUAACAAAGAAGGCUGGUCAAAGAGAAGACUUUCAGCUGCAAAACCUCAGCCAUGACUUAUCCUCCUCGGCAACGCCGCCAUAUGAACCACCGCACGAGCUGCCCCCACCAAUAUCUCCUCCUCCUGUAUCUUUUGGGGAUGCACCAAGGAAUGGAGUGGGAGAAGUAGCUGCUGGAACCCUAAUUCGGAGGACUACAACGUUGCCGCAUUGGAUGCCCCGGCUCACCAGAGAAUAGAGCCCUCCAUUGUUUAGGACUUGGGAAUUUCUAAUGUCCAUUGUUAUCUGCUAAAAGUGGGAGUUGUGACUGGGAAAGAAAAAACGUCGUGGUGGCAUGGAGAAGUCAGUUGCUGAAACUCUUGAUGACUACUUAAUAAUCUUGCAAGUUUGUAUUCGUUUGUGCAAUAUACCAGUCAAUUAGUCAUCCUAGUCUAUAGCCUAAACUCAUUAUCCAUGUUUCCUUUACUUGCAUUUAAUUAGUGUCUAUAGCUAAGUAUAGUUUUGAAACUUCUUACUUUUACUUUCAUGUUUAGUGGACAGAAAUUAAAAAGUAAAUUUUAUCGUCUUAGCUUCUGAUAUCUAGUUAACCUAGUGUGCUCUUCCAAUUUUUCGUGGGAUCGACAGUUAUAAUUUUUUUUUUGGUGUUCCGAUCCAUACGAAUGUAAAUUAUUUGAGAAGUUUUGCUCGCUAAUUAGAGACUCAAUCUAUACCGGAGUUCAAAUUAGAGUGUUUAGGAUGUCGUGCUUGUUGUCCUAUUCGCCACGACAAAGUUGUAUCCACCAGCCAAGGAGGGCUUCAAAAUUCCAACAGACAGCCAAGCUGAUAAGAGAAGAGUUGUAACCAAAAAUUCAUUUUAGCAUUUUAGAUUCAAGAUAUGCGGAACGAAGCUGCUAAGGUACACGCAGAGGCUUGCCAUACA